Pseudophryne corroboree (corroboree frog) is the source of this 2791-nucleotide messenger RNA. It is a transcript of the gene CSF2RB, whose product is annotated as colony stimulating factor 2 receptor subunit beta. Gene Ontology annotation, biological process: cytokine-mediated signaling pathway. Lineage: Eukaryota; Metazoa; Chordata; Amphibia; Anura; Myobatrachidae. Gene Ontology annotation, molecular function: protein binding; cytokine receptor activity. The record is from RefSeq and is a predicted model, not a curated record. The coding region runs from base 278 to 2620 and encodes 780 amino acids. Gene Ontology annotation, cellular component: external side of plasma membrane; membrane. The transcript has 15 exons.
AUGUACACAGUUUUUAAUACAGACACAGCUCCUGUGCAACAACAAUCAAUCAGUCCCAGAACCAUGAGAUGAAAACAGACAGGAUUUUUCGCUUAUUUAAUGUUAUGUGCGGACUCAAACAGGAUUAAGAAAACCAUCUACAUAGCAGCAUGUGAAGUUUUAUUGUGGCAUUAUUUAUGCCACCAAUACUCUUUAUAAAGAAUCGGAAGUGGCUGAAAAAUAAAAUGGCACCAAAAAACAGGACCAUUCAAGGAGCAAGUUAAGGGAACUUAAGAAAAUGGUGGGAGCAAACCCUGUGCAGUGGUUAUGUGCCCUACUCUGCACCCUGCUGUACACACCAGAAACACAAGGUUCUGCACUUCUAGACUCCCUUACCUGUGUGAAUAACUACAAAACACACUGGAUAUGUCGGUGGAAAGAAAGCAGACAAGCUCAUAAACUGCUCCCAAUGAGCCUCUACCAUUGGAACGAUCUGGGCAGCAGCAAGAGCAGACAACACUGUGACCCAGACCAUUCUGACAGCCAACACGUUGGGGAACGUUACAUGACCUGUCGCAUUAACGAAAGGUUCAUCACUGCAAUGAAUACCAAAUACACAUUCCUGCCGGAACGCACUGUACAUGUAGAGACUCAUAUCAUUCCAGCCUCUAAGGUACGGAUGCCAUCUCCAGAAGAUGUAAUGGUCCAUACAUCUGAAAAUGGUUGGAUCACUCUGACCUGGAAGAUGCCAGAUUACAUUUCAACUACUGUAUCUCUGCUGUACCAAAUCGCAUACUGCAGAAAGAACUGGGAAACAUGGGAGGAUGCUGUCAUACUUAGUGUUCUGGGAAAUACAGAAGUCAGCUUUAGCCCACAGUUAUUUGUCCCGGGAAGCACCUACCUGUUUAAAGUUCGAUCUGUAAAGGACGAAGAUCACCAGUUCCGCAGUCCUUGGAGCAAGGAGUCAGCCUGGACAAUGCCCCAAGUGGAUGAAGCAGUUCCUCAAAAUCUACAUUGUGUAUAUGAUGGUUUGACACAGAUGAGAUGCAGCUGGGAGGUGAGAAAGGAAUUGAUCAGUUCCGUGUCCUACACGUUGUACUACAGAGAGCUACCUACAGAUGGCGAGAGUGAGAUCUCCACUGCUAUCAGCGGCACAUCAGCUGAAGGAGAGAAAUCUUGUGUCAGUGAAGCGAAUCAAACAGAAAAUGGAGCAAUGUAUGUACAGUACAGCUGUACUCUGCAAAUACUCUCUUCCCAGGCAAAUAACUCCUUUUUCAUCGAGGUCAGGCCCCAGGAGGAGGUGAAAAGUUUCAAGCCCUGUGAAUAUAUUCAGACUGAGCCUCCAACAGAUCUACAGAUAAAGGACCAGUUAAGCCACGGAUACAUGCUGAGGUGGAGCCAACCGGUGGUUGAAUUUGCCACUAUCCAAUUGACAUACCAGUUGUGCUAUUGGAAGCAGGGAGACCCAGAAUGUCUGGAUGAGUUAUUGUUGAAUGUCUCUGGAAACCUGCCUGAGUAUUACAUUCCAAGUUCUGAACUUCAGGGCUCCACUGACUAUACAGCUAGAGUGCGUGCAAAGCCUGAUGGGAAGUCUGGCUACAAUGGUCCAUGGAGUGACUGGAGUCAAAGUUGCUCAUGGAAGACAGACAAAGUUGUGGAUAUACAGAGCAUAUGCAUUUCUGCAGGUGUUAUCUCCAUGGUGCUCUCAGUGUGUGCCUGUCUGGGGUACAAGCACUUCAAGAGAGUGAGGCAGCGUUGGAUUGACUCCCUACCCAACCCCAGCAAAAGUAAACUGCUCAGCAAAUACCCACUGGGAUACUGGAGUCUGAAUUUCUCGCCAUUCAUAGGCCAAGAUUUCUAUGCAGAAAAAGAAGAGCCAUCGGUCUGCUUCCAGAUCGGUCCAAAGGAUACGCCAGAGUCUGCAACUGAGGCAGUAAAAGAAUUUGGGUUACCAAUACCUUCAAAGCCUGAUGUUUGUCCACUGGGACCUUAUUCAGUGGCUCCACCUAUAGAGGAGACUGCUAAGCAUCACCAGUCCACCUGUGAAUUGCAGGACAGUAGUGGAACCUGUGACAUAACAAGGGUGCCCAUAUUACAGCCUGCAAAAGAUCCCUCUAAUCUGUGUUAUAAUAGACUCUCAUUUACUCAUAUCCAUUCAAUGUCAGAUUUAAAAGUGAGGCAUUCUGGAUAUUUUACCCUUCCCAAUAGCCAAGCCAACGUCUUUAAUCUACCCAAUGAGGAAGCCCCAUCCUGCCAAACUGGUCAGGCUGCAAGGCAAAUGGGUUAUGUAUUUAGCAUGGAAAAUCAGAUUCCUCCAAACAUGCGCCAGAUGGAAGAUGUGAAGAAACAUAAACCUGGGAAUAACAGCUACUUUGCCAUUCCUUCACCCUCUGACAUACAGGUCUCCACGGAAGGACCCUUGAUGACAAUUAAUCCUGAUGGGACUGGGCCAAUUGUGUUGAAGCAGGUAGGAGAUUACUGCUUUUUCCCUGGACUUCGCGCAAGCCAAGAAAAUUUAGAAGGAAAGCUAACAUCAACCAGUGGACAAAAGCAGCAGCAGGUACUGGAGGACCAACCACUACCUGCUGUACAAGCAUUCAAAGUGAUGCAAAGAGGUUACCUAGCUUUGGAACACACCUAGGUACCUCAAUACACUUGUCUUAGGCUGUGUUUGGGAAAUCAGUGAGUCACCCCAAAGGUUUUAGGUACAUCUUUAAAUCAGGGUUCAUGUACAAAUUAUAUCUGUCAACCAUGAAUAUUUUUGUUCAUGUAUUGCUUUGAAGGCUUCAUCCAUAAUUAAACCCAACAUCCA